GGCCACAUUUUGCGCUCGGAGCCGCUGGGCCGAUAAUUUCCCGCUCGUGUCGAGCACUUUUACAUCAUGAAGCUCUGAAGGCACGACUACACCCGCGACGCCGCAGACCUUCGAUCGUCAAUUGUCGACGACCACCCCUUCACAAUGUUCUCCAGAACGGCUCUCGUUAGAGGUGCCCAGCUGGCUACCCGCCGGCAAGCCUCUUGCAAGCUUGCUCAGCGACGUGGCUACGCUGCCGCGGCAUCCUCUGCCCCUGCCACCUUCAAUUACGAAACGAGCGACGUUGCCGGUGUCAAGAUCGCAAGCCGCGAUUCCCAUGGCCCAACAACAAAGCUUGCCAUUGUGGCAAAGGCUGGAACGAGAUACGAGCCUGCCCCUGGCUUGACUGUUGGCCUGGAGGAAUUUGCCUACAAGAAUACCACAAGACGAUCUGCGCUGCGAAUAGUUCGCGAAUCCGAGCUUCUUGGGGGAAGAUUGAACGCAUACCAUACACGCGAGGCCCUCGUCCUGGAGGCUAGCUUCUUCCGAGAGGACCUUCCCUACUUCACCGAACUGCUGGCAGAGGUCAUCUCACAAACCAAGUACACCACCUACGAGUACCACGAGGAGGUCGAGCGUGUCAUGCACGUGAAGCAACCUAAGCACGAUAACGACCCGUCCGUCCUUGCCCUCGACGCGGCCCAUGCCGUUGCUUUCCACACCGGCCUUGGAGCUCCUUCAUACCCAACGGCCACAACUGUUCUCAAGGGCUACACGGACGAGAACUCGAUCGCCGCGUAUGCCGAAUCCGUCUAUGCCAAGUCCAACAUCGCCUUGGUUGCUGAUGGUGCUUCAUCCGCUACCCUGUCGAAGUGGACUGAGCAGUUCUUCAAGAGUGUCCCUGCAUCCUCUGCGGGCUCCCUCUCAUUGAAUGCGAAAUCGUCAAACUACUACGGUGGUGAACAGCGCCUUGCUCAUACUGCAGGAAACUCGUUGGUCAUUGCUUUCCCUGGCUCUAGCUUUGGUACAUUCAAGCCCGAGGUGACUGUUCUGGCUGCACUCCUUGGUGGUCAAUCCAACGUUAAGUGGUCGCCUGGCUUCACCCUCUUGGCCAAGGCCGCCGCAUCUUCCCCGGGAGCUACGGCCUCUGCAACUAACCUCGCCUACUCGGACGCCGGCCUGCUCACUAUCCAAGUUUCUGGUGGCGCCACUGCUGUUCGUGGAGCAGCUCAAGAGGCCGUCAAGGCUCUCAAGAGUAUCGCGGAGGGUUCAGUCAGCAAAGAGGACCUCACAAAGGCGAUUGCCAAGGCUAAGUUCGACGCAUUGUCGUCGAGCGAAUCUGGUGUCUCCACCAUUCUGUCAGCUGGUUCCGGACUCGUGCACACUGGCAAGCCCUUCCAGAUUGCCGAGACGACAAAGAGUCUCGACGGUGUUACUGCAGAGAAGUUAAAGACUGCUGCCAAGUCCUUGUUGGAUGGUAAGGCGUCGGUGGCUGCUGUUGGUGACCUUUUUGCAUUGCCAUACGCAGAGGAGCUUGGCCUUAAGGUAUAGAGGAGAUAGGGGAUGGACGUGUACCACCAAUUCAGCUCACUGCUGUAAAAUCGAGACUAGUACCUGUGCAUAUAGUAAAUCCCUUAGAGUUUUUCAUGAUCCUGGGUAAGAGCGAGGUGGAAGGCUGUUGUGACCUCACAAAAGCUGCAAUGAACCCUAAUACAUUGGCUCCGAAAGUGAAAUGACCAAACUCAAGUGUAAAGAUGGUUGGCCCAUCAGUCUGACCGAAUUACACUCACAUAACAUUGAAGCGCAAUAUUGUG
Pseudomassariella vexata is the source of this 1793-nucleotide messenger RNA. RefSeq names its product Metalloenzyme, LuxS/M16 peptidase-like protein. The transcript is spliced from 4 exons. The record is from RefSeq and is a predicted model, not a curated record. Gene Ontology annotation, cellular component: mitochondrion. Gene Ontology annotation, molecular function: metal ion binding. Bases 145 to 1530 code for a protein of 461 amino acids. NCBI's taxonomy places the organism in Eukaryota, Fungi, Ascomycota, Sordariomycetes, Amphisphaeriales, Pseudomassariaceae.